Loa loa (African eye worm) is the source of this 293-nucleotide messenger RNA. RefSeq lists its product as hypothetical. The transcript has a single exon. Bases 51 to 293 code for a protein of 80 amino acids. NCBI's taxonomy places the organism in Eukaryota, Metazoa, Nematoda, Chromadorea, Rhabditida, Onchocercidae. The record is from RefSeq and is a predicted model, not a curated record.
UGCAGUAAUAUUCCAAAGUAAACUUACGUCAACUUUAUAAGGUUCCCAGAAUGAAUUCUACAUGGGCAACUAUCCGCCAAGCGAGAUACCCAAAAUCGUGUGGUCGGCCACGUGAUAACAGUUGUCCAGCAAGCGAGAUAUCUGAAACCGUCUUAGCCGGCAGCGUAACGAUAGGUGAUGAUGUGGUGAUGCGCUUUACAUUCCCGGGUAAUAAUGGAACUGGAACAAAUCAUUAUUAUAUUAUAUGGGUGUUUCUGUCGGAGCGGCGAAUGUCAAGGGUGUGUGUAUGGUGA